Messenger RNA from Syngnathus acus (greater pipefish), 5102 nucleotides. Its product is annotated as leucine-rich repeat-containing protein 7-like. Lineage: Eukaryota; Metazoa; Chordata; Actinopteri; Syngnathiformes; Syngnathidae. Gene Ontology annotation, biological process: neurotransmitter receptor transport postsynaptic membrane to endosome; neurotransmitter receptor transport, endosome to postsynaptic membrane. Gene Ontology annotation, molecular function: protein binding. The record is from RefSeq and is a predicted model, not a curated record. Gene Ontology annotation, cellular component: postsynaptic density; postsynaptic membrane; adherens junction.
CUCCUCGUCUUUUCUCCAUUCUUUCUCUGGAAAUUGGAAGCGCCACCUGCAGCCUGGGGAUGGAUAACUAUUCGGCUCUGCAACUCCAGUGUCUGGAAAUGACAACAAAAAGGAAGCUGAUUGGCCGGCUGGUGCCAUGCCGUUGUUUUCGCGGGGAAGAGGAAGUCAUCUCGGUGUUGGACUACUCCCACUGCAGCCUGCAGCAGGUCCCCAAGGAAAUCUUUAGCUUUGAGAGAACUCUGGAGGAACUCUACCUGGAUGCCAACCAGAUUGAGGAACUCCCCAAGCAACUGUUCAGCUGCCAGGCCUUAAAGAAGCUGAGCAUGCCUGAUAACGACCUCUCCAACCUUCCAACUACAAUUGCCAGCCUGGUUAACCUGAAAGAGCUUGACAUCAGUAAAAAUGGUAUCCAGGAGUUUCCAGAUCAUAUCAAAUGUUGUAAAGGCCUGUCAGUGGUUGAGGCCAGUGUCAAUCCCAUCACCAAGCUCCCAGAUGGUUUUACGCAGCUCCUGAAUCUGACUCAGCUCUUCUUAAACGAUGCCUUCCUGGAGUACUUGCCAGCUAACUUUGGCAGACUCUCCAAACUUCGGAUCCUGGAGCUAAGAGAGAACCACCUGAAAACCCUGCCAAAGUAAGAUUCAGUUGGGCUUUGUGUCUUGGAGAGGUUGGAUCUGGGUAGCAAUGAAUUCUCUGAAGUGCCCGAGGUGUUGGAGCAGAUUCACAAUCUAAAGGAGCUGUGGAUGGACAACAACUCUCUACAGUCCAUACCAGGGUCACUAGGAAAACUUCGCCAGCUGCGCUACUUAGACUUAGCUAAGAAUCGUAUUGAGAAUUUGGACACGGAUGUUUCAGGUUGUGAGGCCUUAGAGGAUCUUUUGCUCUCCUCCAACAUGCUUCAGCACCUCCCUGACUCUUUAGGAAUGUUAAAGAAGCUGACAACACUGAAAGUGGAUGACAACCAGCUGACCUCACUGCCCGGAACCAUUGGGAGUCUUUGUCUGUUGGAGGAACUGGACACUAGCUGUAACGAGUUGGAGUCACUGCCUCCAACCAUUGGCUACUUGCACAAUCUUAGGACCUUUGCUGCCGAUGAGAACUUCCUCAUAGAACUUCCUCGAGAGAUCGGUAACUGUAAGAACGUGACGGUGAUGUCACUCCGAUCCAACAAGCUGGAGUUCCUCCCCGAUGAGAUCGGACAGAUGACCAAACUACGAGUCCUAAACCUUAGUGACAAUAGGUUAAAGAAUCUACCGUUCACCUUUACCAAGCUGAAGGACCUGGCAGCUCUCUGGCUUUCUGACAAUCAGUCCAAGGCUCUGAUCCCCCUACAGACAGAAGCCCACCCCGACACCAAACAGAAGGUUUUGACCAACUACAUGUUUCCUCAACAACCUCGUCACGAUGAGGAUUAUCAGUCGGACAGCGACAGCUUUAAUCCGACUCUGUGGGAGGAGCAGAGACAACAGAGGAUGACUGUGGCCUUUGACUUUGAGGACAAGAAAGAAGAGGAAGACAACUCCGGGAAGGUCAAGGUGGAGAUCAACCUAAAACGUUAUCCUACACCCUAUCCCGAGGACUUGAAGAACAUGGUCAAGUCAGUGCAAAGCCUCGUGGGUAAAAAUGUUCACACGGGCCAUGGGCACCAGCACCAGCACCAGCACCAUCUUAGCACAGGCACUGCCACCUCAGCAGGAACCAACAUGGAACUUACACACCAUAGUAAAGAAGCGUACGAACCACCGUGGCCCCUGCCUCCCAAAGAGGUAACAGACCGAGAGAUGCAGGACUUCUCUCAGACUCAGCUCAUGGAUCAGGGACCGAUGCAUAACUCUGGCAUUGACAUCCCAAAGAGGAAGGACAAAGAGGAGCUGACGGAGAGCUCAGAGGACUCAAUGGGCGGCUCGCCCAACGACAUCCGCAUCUCCGACAUGAGGCCCACCCUAGUGGAGCCGCCCAUGUACAAACCCAAGGUGGUGCUGCUCGGCAAGGAUAAGAAAGAGUCUACAGACGAAGAGGUGGAUAAGCUCCACUGUCUGAACCACAGCGGCUCCUCGGCCACCUACUCCGAUUACUCUCCCUCGGUCGGCUCCUCUGGCUCGUCCAACCCACCCGCUAACACUCACUCCCACCCUCACCCUCACUCUCACGCGCACCAACACAACCCUGUCAACAAAGACCCGAAUCCUCAAACACACUGGACCAACAGGUUGGCCCAAUCCUUCCCUAAACCCAUUGAGACCAAGCCCCUGCUGUCACAAAGAGAAACUCCACCGUCAGGGACCAUGCAGCAACGUGGAGACAGGCGUCCCUUAAGCGAGCCUUUCGACUGGGCCGAAGCCCCUCACUACGACAACACCGGAUUCGAUGCCGAGGAGUCUCCCCUCGACCCGUCCUCGUCCAAAAGCAGCCAGGGGAACCCACCGCUGGGUUCCAAACCUCGAAGCCAGUCCACCCACGGCCGCCGUCCUCUCAUGAGGCAAGAACGAAUCGUAGGCGUCCCCUUGGAGUUGGACGCGCAGACGCUCCCCUUUCACAGCAACCAACGCUCCACGCAUGACAACGAAGCCCAGGCUUCUGCACAAGCAUCCCAGAAUCCUUGGCAGAAUUGGACCCGAACCCCAAGCCCCUUGGAAGACAGGACGGCCUUUCCCUCCAAAUUGGACCUUACGCCGACCUCGAGCCCCAACCCGGACCGCAAGGCGCCAGACCAAAGGCGGGAGCAAUCAUCCGGGCCUCUUCCCGGUAGUUGGUCAUACCAUAACAAUCAGGCGGAGCAAAACAGAAAGGACCAGCUCACUGUCACCGGGGGCAACAAGGUAACCGUGGUCAUGAGUAAAAGCUCUGAGCGGCUGUCUCCCAUGAUGAAAGAAACAAGGUCCAGGUUUAAGAAAUCCCAGAGCAUCGACGAGAUCGACAUUGGCGCCUAUAAAGUAUACAGUAUUCCCAUGGACAGCUACAGCGCCUCCAUUGAGCAGCAGAGCAGUUUGGACCGACAAGAGCUGCCUGGUUCCAUGGAGCAGACCAACAUGGCUCGCUCCCAGUCCGCACCGAUGUUAGACGAGGAACUUGGAUUCCCGGCGCAUGGCAACCAGAACCAGCAGGGACACAACCAAACCCCUGCAGUCCCACAUAAAGCCUACCACUUUGACCAAAACUACAAUCCCCAGGUGAGCGUGGACAGACGGGCUCCUCCCCCUUUCCCCAAUACACCCGAUUAUGUCAACCACUCAUCAAAAGCAUCGGAGUACGGCAAUCAACCUGGAAAGACAUUACCCAAGGAGUUGGUGAGCCCUCGGUAUCGUGCUUACCCACCGCUGGAGAUGUUCUCCUUCCCCCAAGCGCCGAUCAGUCAGGAUGGUUCCACCAAUCAGCAUCAGCCCAAUCCAUCGCAGCGUUCGAGGCCAGGGUUUUUGAGGAGAGCAGACUCACUGGUGAGCUCUACCGAACUGGCUCUGUUCCGUAGAGUCCACGAAGCCCAGCAGGAGGCCCUGCAGGAAGCUCAGUACAGACAGCAACAUCAGGGGGAACCUCCCCUCUAUAGUCGGGCCCUGGCUUAUUCCAGCCCCAUGGAGCAUUCUGACAACCAAAUGAUGCACAACAAGAGAAAUGGACGCUACGAUGACGAUUAUCCCAACUACCAGGAACAGAAGAAACCCAUGAUUGGUUACCCGACCAAGAGCUUGACUCAACGGCGCCCACUGUCCGCUAGAAGCUACAGCACUGAGACCUAUGGAGCAUCUCAGGCACGUCCCGUCUCGGCUCGUCCCACCAUGGCGGCUCUCCUGGAGAAGAUGCCUCCCGACUAUACUCUGGCAACCUGCCCGGAGAAGCCAUCUGACGACACGGUCAAGGUACGACCCGUGGUGCCGCAGAAGCCCGAAGACAUCACCUCCAAGAUGCCCGCCGACUGGAGGCAACAGCUGCUGAGACACAUUGAGGCCAAACGCCUGGACAGGAGUGGUGUCCUAAAGCACAAUACGCUCACGCUGGGCAUGCUCUGUCAGGGCGGGGGUCACGGCCAGGGGCGCAGCAGCACUUUGAACUUUAACCUUUACAAUAACACUAAGCAUGAGCCCCCUGCUGGCCGCUGGCUGCCACUACCUCCUCCUCCUUCUGCUGCUGCUGUUACCCCCUCCCAACAGGCUGCCAUGCUGGACAAUGACCAAGAGGGCGUGUCAGGAAGCAAUCAAUGGGCUCCGUACUCACUCGGCAGGAGAGACGUUCCGCCCGACAACCUGGUGAAAAAGGGAGCCCACUCUCACAACACCAUGGUGGCCACUUCCUCAUCCUCUUCCACCACGCCUCAUCGGAUGGUUGGCCAACAGGGCUACGAUGGCGGGAUGCUGAACAAGGCGCUCCAGUAUCAGCCAGGGAUGCCUUUGUCGCUCGUUCCCUCUGGGGGGCAGUAUCAAGGAAAUGUGCCUCAGGCGCUUAACACUCCUGGCCAGGUGUACUCAAGCGCGGGCCUUCCCAUGGCGGCAAACCAAGUCCAGUACAACCUGCAUACGUCCCACGCGUCACAUCAAACUCCGCAUCCUCCCAACAACCCACAGUACCAUAGCAACCAAGGAAUGGUCCAUAGCAACCAGGUUGUGGUGACCACUCACAGCAACAUGCGGCCUCAGAGCGCUCGCUGUCUUCUCCAAACCAAAGGCCAGAAGAGCACCGAUGGCUUCCAAGAACAGUUGUGUGUGCGAAUAGAGAAGAACCCCGGUCUUGGUUUUAGUAUCUCUGGCGGCAUCAGCGGUCAGGGGAAUCCCUUCAAACCCUCCGACAUGGGUAUCUUUGUUACUAGGGUACAGCAUGAUGGGCCUGCUGCAACUUCCUUGCAGCCUGGAGACAAGAUACUACAGGCUAAUGGACAUAAUUUUUUACACAUGGAACAUGAGACAGCCGUCUCUCUGCUGAAGAGUUUCCAAAGGACGGUGGACUUGGUGGUUCAGAGACUGCAGCACCCCCUCCCCUAAAAAUAUGAAAACAAAUGAGCAAACGCACCGCUCACCACCCCAGCCGCCCUCUUCUGGAGGCUGCUGGAACUGAAUUGGAGCCUGUUUUCUCUUUGUGUGUGUGUGUGUGUGUGUGUGUGCGUGCGUGCGUGUGUG